AUGAGCCAGCACGAGGCCCUGUUCCACUGCUCGUGCACCUCGCCCUUCUCCCACACUCGCCCUCCACCAGCCGACCCUCCCCUCUCGCACCUCCAGCACCACCCCCUGCCCGAGCUCCUCUUCUGCGAGGACUGCGACGCCAUACGGUGCAACGCGUGCGCCACCUGCGAGGUCGCGUGCUACUUCUGCCCAAACUGUCUCUUCGAGGUGCCGUCGGCCAGCGUCCGCGGCGAGAAGAACCGCUGCGCCCGCAACUGCUUCCAGUGCCCCCUGUGCGACCACACCCUGUCGGUCGUCGCGUCCGACCCGGACCCGUCGCUCGCGCUCAACACGGCCGCCGCCAGCGUCGGCGAGCCGCCGUACCUGCUCGCGUGCAACUUCUGCCGGUGGGACUCGAAGCAGGUCGGCAUCACGUUCGAGAAGCCGACCGGCCUGUCGCUCCAGCUGCAGAAGGCCGAGGAGCCCUCGGCCGACCUCCUCGAGUUCGACCACGUCAAGGACCAUCUCGAGCCGUUCCUCCGCCGGUCGCAGGCCCAGUCGGGCGUCGGCGGCGCAGCAGGCGCCUCGUCGGUAUCUACCUCUGCAAACGCGGCUACGGCGCAGCUGUAUAAGGACAUCCCGGGCUUCAGCAGUCGCUACGGCGGCACGGGCUCGCUCUUUGCCUCGACGACAACCCGGGCCCGACACGGCGCGCACGGCGGCGACGCGUCGACUGCGCCUGACGAGCUCGAGCCGUACAAGAGCCUGUACCCUGCCCGAGGAGGCGGGCCGGGCAGCGAGAAGGAGAACCGGCGCGCGAGGGCGGCGAGCGACAAGGACAAGGGCGUCGACCGAGAUGCCGAGCUCGUGCAGGCGAUGCGGAGCAUGAUCGACAUGGAGCAGGUGGCGAGCGUCGAAAGGCGGUGGACGGCCGGGUGGGGCGUACCGGUGCUCAGCAGAGACCUGCGCCCGAGCCGCACGCCGUUGCAGGCCAAGCUCUCGAAGCGCUGCCCCGUCUGCGCCCACAUCCUCAUCAAGCCCGAGCAGAAGUCGUCGUCGACCCGCUUCAAGAUCAAGCUCGUCGCCGCCAACUACCUCCCGUCGAUCUCGGUCUUCCGCCGUCCACCGGCCAGCAUCGGCUCGCGGUUCAGCGCCAUCGCGGCGAGCACGCCCUCGCGCAAGGCGGCUCGCGCCGGCGCCACUGGACGGUCGGGCGUCGACGCGAGCGGCGAGGACGACCCGCUCCGGAGCGGCAGGACCUACGUCUACGAGCUCAGCUUCGCCAAUCCCCUGUACGAGCCGAUCCACGUCAAGCUCGCCGUCGCACGGCCGAGUGCCGCGAGCGAGCCUCGUCCCGCCGCCGCUCUCGCAGGCGCCGACGGCGACGAGGGGGACCGGCCUCCUGCACCGCCGCCGUUCGCCGUCAACAUCCCGUCGCCGACGUUCCCGAUAUCGGCGUACGCCGAGGACUGGGAGUACGAGGACCAGGAGGACGAGGUCGACGAGGCGGACGAGGUCGAGGGCGGCGGCGAGGGUGGGCGAUCGAGCCCGACCAAGCGCCGGCGCAAGGGCGGGCCGGGCAUCGUCGAGCGCAAGAUGAACCGCACGACGGUCCUCAUGGAGGUGGCCGUCGCCAAGGAGACGGCGCCGGGUCCGCUCUGGGCCAACAUGCUCGUCACCUACGUCUACCAGGCCGACGACGGCGUCCCUCCUCAGAGCCCGCAGAAGGGCAAGCACGCCCCGCCGCCGACCGACGUCAAGUCGUUCUCGUUCUGGGCGCUCGUCCCGCUCGGUACAGUCGUGCAGCGUCCGCAGGGCGACGCGAGGAGGGCGGCGGCGGCGAGCAGUGCGAGCUCGUAGACGAGGAGGAGCGCAAUGUUCUGGUGGAGUCUGUCUACCAGUCCUGGA
Messenger RNA from Rhodotorula graminis WP1, 1887 nucleotides. RefSeq lists its product as uncharacterized. Bases 1 to 1839 code for a protein of 612 amino acids. The transcript has 5 exons. The record is from RefSeq and is a predicted model, not a curated record. Lineage: Eukaryota; Fungi; Basidiomycota; Microbotryomycetes; Sporidiobolales; Sporidiobolaceae. Gene Ontology annotation, cellular component: dynactin complex.